AUGUCGCCUUCGCAACCACUUCACUGGCAAGCUCCGACUUGCAAUAACAGGGCUACUGUGCCAGGAUUCGAGCCGGCGAUAGGCUUCUCCAGUCCAAUUUACCCUGUCAUGGGCCGACCUGAUGAAGAGAUUUCUCAGCAAACACCUACCCGCCACCGGCACGGAGAAGGGUUGACCAACUCUCAGCCGCUUGACAGAGCUCGUCAGCCACGGCAUAGACAGAGUUUUCCCUCCCAACUUUCUGAUCAGAUCCACGGGCCGAAUCCUCAAGGUGGCCACGCAAGAUUUGUCACUCACGUCACCAAAACUUUACGAAAGCUAGCUGUACGGGUGCCGCUUUCAAAACACUUUUACCCAUAUUGCGUCACUAGGGACGUCCGUGUAUUAGAAAGAGGAUAUUGGGAGUUCUUGGUUGGAAUAAUCGAGUCUCCGACGACACCGGAUCCGAGACAGGCACAACAAAAGCGUCGCAACGAUGAACCUAUCUCUCUGUGUUCGGGGAGAGACUUCCUUCAGCUUUGGAGGAAUGUGUCUCGUUUCAUAAAGGACGGCAAGGCGGGAUGGGGAACAUCUAUAGUAAGGAAACAGGUUCGACGAGGUCUCUGGAGAAUCCGACUAUUCACCUGGGCUGAAAUCCUUGGGCAUAUCUGGCUGGUGCUGUGGGUUCUGUCGGACAAAUUGAUUGAAAACAUCCCCAUGCACUGGAUAGAUGGACGUGGGACCGCUGUUGUCACCAUGUCGGGGAGGAAGCAGAGAAGGAAUGGUCGUUAUAUUUGGGCACCCAAGAGUACUGAGGGCGAGCGAGGCUGCUGGGGGAUGCGGAAGCUGGAGAUGGUCUGA
Molecule: messenger RNA, 840 nt
Organism: Exophiala spinifera
Lineage: Eukaryota; Fungi; Ascomycota; Eurotiomycetes; Chaetothyriales; Herpotrichiellaceae
Exons: 1
Coding region: 1-840 (279 amino acids)
Source: RefSeq, a predicted model, not a curated record